Molecule: messenger RNA, 4144 nt
Organism: Lontra canadensis (Northern American river otter)
Lineage: Eukaryota; Metazoa; Chordata; Mammalia; Carnivora; Mustelidae
Gene: HIPK1
Product: homeodomain interacting protein kinase 1
Exons: 16
Coding region: 153-3785 (1210 amino acids)
Biological process (GO): smoothened signaling pathway; peptidyl-threonine phosphorylation; intrinsic apoptotic signaling pathway in response to DNA damage by p53 class mediator
Cellular component (GO): PML body; nucleus; cytoplasm
Molecular function (GO): ATP binding; protein tyrosine kinase activity; protein serine/threonine kinase activity
Source: RefSeq, a predicted model, not a curated record
AUCACCGCGGAGUCUGUCGCGCGGAGGGGGCGGGGAAUCCGGCCCCCGCACUCGAUCCACGCUGGCUCCCCACGGAGGCCCCCCCACUCCCACUCGCAUCUGUACUAUGCGGUCCUCCUAAUCCGCCCGCUCCUCGACACUUCCGCCUCAGUAUGGCAUCACAGCUGCAGGUGUUUUCCCCCCCAUCAGUGUCGUCGAGUGCCUUCUGCAGUGCGAAGAAACUGAAAAUUGAGCCCUCUGGCUGGGAUGUUUCUGGACAGAGCAGCAACGACAAAUAUUAUACCCACAGCAAAACCCUCCCAGCCACACAAGGGCAAGCCAACUCCUCUCACCAGGUAGCAAAUUUCAAUAUCCCUGCCUACGACCAGGGCCUCCUUCUCCCAGCUCCUGCAGUGGAGCAUAUUGUUGUAACAGCUGCUGAUAGCUCGGCCAGUGCUGCUCCAUCAACCUUCCAAAGCAGCCAGACCCUGACUCACAGAAACAACGUUUCUUUGCUUGAGCCAUAUCAAAAAUGUGGAUUGAAAAGAAAAAGUGAGGAAGUUGACAGCAACGGUAGCGUGCAAAUCAUAGAAGAACAUCCCCCUCUCAUGCUGCAAAACAGGACUGUGGUGGGUGCUGCUGCCACGACCACCACUGUGACCACAAAGAGUAGCAGUUCCAGUGGAGAAGGGGACUACCAGCUGGUCCAGCAUGAGAUCCUUUGCUCUAUGACCAAUAGCUAUGAAGUGUUGGAGUUCCUAGGCCGGGGAACAUUUGGACAGGUGGCUAAGUGCUGGAAGCGGAGCACGAAGGAAAUUGUGGCUAUUAAAAUCUUGAAGAACCACCCCUCCUAUGCCAGACAAGGACAGAUUGAAGUGAGCAUCCUUUCUCGCCUAAGCAGUGAAAAUGCUGAUGAGUAUAAUUUUGUUCGUUCUUAUGAGUGCUUUCAGCAUAAGAAUCACACCUGCCUUGUGUUUGAGAUGCUGGAGCAGAACUUGUAUGAUUUUCUAAAGCAGAACAAGUUUAGCCCACUGCCACUCAAGUACAUCAGACCAAUCUUGCAGCAGGUGGCCACAGCCCUGAUGAAGCUCAAGAGCCUUGGUCUGAUUCACGCUGACCUUAAGCCUGAAAACAUAAUGCUGGUCGAUCCAGUGCGCCAACCCUACCGAGUGAAGGUCAUUGACUUUGGUUCUGCUAGUCACGUUUCCAAAGCUGUGUGCUCAACCUACUUACAGUCACGUUACUACAGAGCCCCUGAAAUUAUUCUUGGAUUACCAUUUUGUGAAGCUAUUGAUAUGUGGUCAUUGGGCUGUGUGAUAGCUGAGCUGUUCCUGGGAUGGCCUCUUUAUCCUGGUGCUUCAGAAUAUGAUCAGAUUCGUUACAUUUCACAAACACAAGGCCUGCCCGCUGAAUAUCUUCUCAGUGCUGGGACAAAAACAACAAGGUUUUUCAACAGAGAUCCUAAUUUGGGGUAUCCGCUGUGGAGGCUUAAGACACCGGAAGAACAUGAAUUGGAGACUGGAAUCAAAUCAAAAGAAGCUCGAAAGUACAUUUUUAAUUGUUUAGAUGACAUGGCUCAGGUAAAUAUGUCCACAGACUUGGAGGGAACAGAUAUGUUGGCAGAGAAGGCGGAUCGAAGAGAAUAUAUUGAUCUGUUAAAAAAAAUGCUGACAAUUGAUGCAGAUAAGAGAAUUACUCCUCUGAAAACUCUUAACCAUCAGUUUGUGACAAUGACCCACCUUCUGGAUUUUCCACAUAGCAAUCAUGUUAAGUCCUGUUUUCAGAACAUGGAGAUCUGCAAGCGGAGGGUUCACAUGUACGAUACAGUGAGUCAGAUCAAGAGUCCCUUCACUACUCACGUUGCCCCAAAUACAAGCACAAAUCUAACCAUGAGCUUCAGCAACCAGCUUAAUACAGUGCACAAUCAGGCCAGUGUUCUAGCUUCCAGUUCUACUGCAGCAGCUGCUACUCUUUCCCUGGCUAAUUCAGAUGUCUCAUUGCUAAACUACCAGUCAGCUUUGUAUCCAUCGUCUGCAGCACCAGUUCCUGGAGUUGCCCAGCAGGGCGUGUCCUUGCAGCCUGGAACCACCCAAAUUUGCACUCAGACAGAUCCGUUCCAACAAACAUUUAUAGUAUGUCCACCUGCUUUUCAGACUGGACUACAAGCAACAACAAAACACUCUGGAUUCCCUGUGAGGAUGGAUAACGCCGUGCCGAUUGUACCCCAGGCGCCGGCCGCGCAGCCACUGCAGAUCCAAUCGGGAGUGCUGACGCAGGGAAGCUGUACACCACUAAUGGUAGCAACUCUCCACCCUCAAGUAGCCACCAUCGCACCGCAGUAUGCGGUGCCCUUUACUCUGAGCUGCGCAGCCGGCCGGCCGGCGCUGGUUGAACAGACUGCCGCUGUACUGCAGGCUUGGCCUGGAGGAACCCAACAAAUUCUCCUGCCUUCAACUUGGCAACAGUUGCCUGGGGUAGCUCUGCACAACUCUGUCCAGCCCACAGCAGUGAUUCCAGAGGCCAUGGGCAGUGGCCAGCAGCUCACAGACUGGAGGAAUGCCCACUCUCACGGCAACCAGUACAGCACUAUCAUGCAGCAGCCCUCCUUGCUGACUAACCACGUGACGCUGGCCACUGCUCAGCCCCUGAAUGUUGGUGUUGCCCAUGUUGUCAGACAACCACAAUCCAGUUCUCUCCCUUCUAAGAAGAAUAAGCAAUCUGCUCCAGUCUCUUCUAAGUCUUCUCUGGAUGUUCUGCCUUCUCAAGUCUAUUCUCUUGUUGGGAGCAGUCCUCUCCGUACCACAUCUUCUUAUAAUUCCCUAGUCCCUGUCCCAGAUCAGCAUCAGCCCAUCAUCAUUCCAGAUACUCCCAGCCCUCCUGUGAGUGUCAUCACCAUCCGCAGUGACACCGAUGAGGAAGAGGACAACAAGUAUAAGCCCAAUAGCUCUGGCCUGAAGGCAAGGUCUAACGUCAUCAGUUAUGUCACUGUCAAUGAUUCUCCAGACUCUGACUCUUCCUUGAGCAGCCCAUAUUCCACUGAUACCCUGAGUGCUCUCCGGGGCAACAGUGGACCCCUGGUGGAGGGGCCCGGCAGAGUCGCAGGGGAUGGCCCCGGCACCCGCACCAUCAUUGUGCCUCCACUGAAAACUCAGCUCGGUGACUGCACUGGGGCAGCCCCGGCCUCAGGUCUCGUGAGCAGUAAGACCAAGCCAGUGGCCUCAGUGAGUGGGCAGUCAUCUGGAUGCUGUAUCACCCCCACAGGCUAUCGAGCUCCACGCGGGGGGACCAGCGCAGCACAGCCACUCAACCUUAGCCAGAACCAGCAGUCAUCGUCAGCUCCGACCUCGCAGGAGAGAAGCAGCAACCCUGCCCCCCGCAGGCAGCAGGCGUUUGUGGCCCCGCUCUCCCAGGCCCCCUACGCCUUCCAGCAUGGCAGCCCACUACACUCGACGGGGCACCCACACCUGGCCCCAGCCCCUGCUCACCUGCCGAGCCAGCCUCACCUGUAUACGUAUGCUGCCCCCACCUCUGCUGCUGCAUUGGGCUCCACCAGCUCCAUUGCUCAUCUCUUCUCCCCCCAGGGCUCCUCAAGGCAUGCUGCAGCCUAUAGCACCCACCCUAGCACUCUGGUGCACCAGGUCCCUGUCAGCGUUGGGCCCAGCCUUCUCACUUCUGCCAGUGUGGCCCCUGCUCAGUACCAACACCAGUUUGCCACCCAGUCCUACAUUGGGUCUUCCCGAGGCUCAACAAUUUACACUGGAUACCCACUGAGUCCGACCAAGAUCAGCCAGUAUUCCUAUUUGUAGUUGGUGAGCAGAGGGAGGAGGGGUCAUGACUGCCUGUUCCUGGCCCUGAGUUCUUAAUAACAGGCUAUGAUGAACUCCUCCCUUAGGCCCCUCUUGAAACUCCUUAGCCAGCAACUUGUUCUGCAGGGGCCCACUGAAGCAGAAGGUUUUUCUCUGGGGAACCUGUCUUAGUGUUGACUGCAUUGUUGUAGUCUCCCAAAGUCUGCCCUAUUUUUUAAUUCUUUAUUUUUGUGACAGCAUUUUUGGUAUUUGGAAGAGUUCAGAUGCCCAUCUUCUGCAAUUAUCAAGGAAGAGAGAUCGUUGUGAAGUUACCCUUUGAAAAAUAUUUUCUCUCUGACUUGAUUUCUAUAAAUGUUUUU